AUGGAAGCGCUCAUUGCGGUCGGAUUGGCAGGCAACGUGGUCCAGUUUCUCCAAGGCGCUGGCACCCUAAUCGCCGAGGCCAACGCGAUACGGAUAAGCGGCAGCCCCUCAUCACUUCCGCACCUCCAGAGCCUCUCAAAAACACUUAUUGACCAAGCUGCUGUGCUAAGAACACGUCUAAAAGCAUGCAAUGCGACGCUGAAGGAGGAGGACCAGGCGAGUCAAUGUCUCUGUGGUCGUGUCGCAUUCGCUAAUUGCGGCAUACAGAAUCUUCUAGAUCUUGCAGCAGAAUGCGAAGAGGCUGGAACACAGUUCAUCACUUAUCUUAAGAGCUUCAAGAGCCACUCCUCUUCGAAACUCUUGCAGAGCGCGAAGGACGCCAUCAAAUUCCAAUGGCGUUCACAUAAGAUUGAUGAUUUCGUUGUCAAACUCGACAAGCUUCGCGGCUCCCUUACGUUGGGCACCGUACUAGCGUUCCGCACAAGUUCAGAGAGCAGAAACGAUGAGAUCCUUGGGCACUUGAAAGCGAUACAGCAGGACCAUAGAGCUCGGAGUUUGGAUGAAACAGAUAUUCGAACGGCAGUAGAAACUCUCGCGGACGCCUUACAAGAUCAAGCGAGUGACAAGCUUGAUGUCAUUCAGGACGAGAUUCGGUUGUGUAUAGAUGAGAUCAGCAGUCUACGUAGCGACCGUACUCCAGAGGAAAAGUCACGAAGUAUAGAGAGUAAAAUACUAAGAUGGUUGGACUUCCGGCAGAUCUUCUGGCGCUACGAGAGUGUUGCGACAGCGUACCAAAGGACGUAUGAGUGGAUUUACGACUCACCAAUCACGCAUAAUCGUUGGUCGGACUUUCCAAAGUACUUACAACAAAACACGGGUGAGCCAUACUUCAUCAGUGGGAAGGCUGGAAGUGGCAAGUCGACCCUCAUGAAGUUCCUCCAUGGCCACUCAGAUACGGGAACAGCGUUGAAGAAAUGGGCGGGAACGAGCGAGCUGAUGAAGUUGCACUUCUUCUUCUGGGAUCUUGGGACUACCCUUCAGAAGACUCAUGUCGGAAUGCUGAGAGCUCUACUCCAUACGGUACUCGAUGAACAUCCGGAGUUGGUACCAGCUGUCUUCCCAAGACUGUAUCGAAAUUGGAAGGCAUCGGAUGCGGAUAUCGAGCCCCAAUACGUCGAGAUGAAGGAAGCUUUCGAAAGACUAAUCGAGAAGUCCCGUUUUAUGAAACUUGCAAUCUUCAUAGAUGGUAUCGACGAGUUUGGGGGCGACCACCGCGACAUGGCGCUCUUCCUACGAUCACUGGCAUCACCACACGUGAAACUGAUUGUCUCGAGCCGUCCUAUAAAUGCCUGCUUGGAUGUGCUGGAGGGCUGUCCCACCUUACGUCUGCAAGAGCUCACACGACCGGACAUGGAGAAGUUCGUGCAAGGAGAGCUUUCAUCCAAUCGCCUUAUGGCCCGCAUGAUGAAACAAUUUCCAAAAAGGGCACCGGAACUGAUAAUCGAUCUGCUCAAUAAAGCAGAGGGAGUGUUUUUGUGGGUCAAGCUCGUUGUACGUCUCCUAGUCGACGGGCUCCAAAAUGGGGACAAUCUUGAGGAGCUACAUGCCAAAUUGACGGUGCUUCCUUCCGACCUCAGAGAUCUGUAUAAGAAUAUGUUUGGGAAAAUGGAGAUCGAGUACCAGAAGCAGGCGGCAGUAAUCUUCCAGCUGCUUGACAGGUGGCGCCAUUGUAUAAAUACUCAACUCCUUCCUGGCGUGGUCUUGUCGUACGCCAUACGCUCGCCCAAAGAAGUCUUUCAAGCACCAAUUGCUCCGAUGACCGGUAAGACAUUCAGUUGGACCAUGGACACUUUGGAAAAACGUAUUCGCAGCCGUUGCUGUGGCCUGGUCGAAGUUCGCUACAACGAAGACACGGAGACACUGGCCGAGUGGGCAUCCACGCAAGACAUCACUGUUGACAAGAUCAACAGCCGUGUGGUCACAUAUCUGCACAGAACGGUCGCCGAGUUCAUUGCAACGACCGAAGUCUGGCAGGAGGUCUGUGAGCUGACGAACGACAUGGCUUUGGAUUCUACGUCUAGCCUAAUAUCUGCAUGUUUGUCAACGAUGAAGCUAGCCGACCGCUAUGAUGAAGAUGGGGUGAGAUGGUAUUUAGAAGCCACAGCGAGCUUUUGUCGGCAAGCUACGACCACUGAGCCUCAAAUCACCCAAAAGUAUGUUUAUGAGAUGGACCGCAUCAUGUCAAAGUUUCAACAGAGGUCACGUCGCCCCUACGAUGGUAGAUCUCGUGUCCGCACCUUACACUGGUCUGCCGAACCGCAUGAGGUAGAAUCAGUCGAAUCGACCUUGGCUGUCGAGGAACACAAGAGUAUUCAUACCUUUGCGGCUAAGCGAGGUAUACUGGCUCAUCUACGUUUGCUGCCCUUCGGUAUUGGAGAUGAGGAACGGUUCGUGAUCGUUCUAAAUGCGUUGUUUAUAUGGAGGACGAGACUGUUUCGCGCCCGGAACAAUGAUGUGUCUCUUGACAUUGCAACAAAGUUGACAUCAUACCUCCUGCGAAACGUCUGGGGUCCAGAAUCUGUAGCAUUCGGUACCAGCUUGUGGCAACAAGCGUUGACAUGGUGUACGAAUAUGAAAGCCGACCGUUACUCGAUAUUAGAGGCUGCUCGGCUACUAAAGGUACUCUUGAGUGCAGUUGACGCACCGCAGUCGUUGUGGCAAAGAUCAGUGCAAGCUUGGAACGACUUUAUCAUAGGUCCAACACAUGUUUUGAAAUCGUUCAGGGCUCACACAGAGGACAACCCUGCUCCGGAGAAUAUUACUUUGCUCAAUAAUCUCGAGCACCUCACUGGAACCAGAGGUAAUCGACCUGCAGCUUCGGUAGCAGACCAUGGGGGGAUAAAAACCAAUCCUAGCUCACAAGCGAGUCAAAUGAAGGGAAAGAAGACCAGAAGAGAUAGAAAGAUCAAGCUGCGAGCGGUCGAUAGAGCGAGCUGA
Messenger RNA from Alternaria burnsii, 2997 nucleotides. RefSeq lists its product as uncharacterized. NCBI's taxonomy places the organism in Eukaryota, Fungi, Ascomycota, Dothideomycetes, Pleosporales, Pleosporaceae. The transcript has a single exon. Bases 1 to 2997 code for a protein of 998 amino acids. The record is from RefSeq and is a predicted model, not a curated record.